CCUGGCGAGUGAUCAUGACCUAACGACUUUUAAAAAUUAUGCUUCUAAUCGGGAUCGAAAACCGAUACGAUGAUUUUUUUUUUUCAACGACUUAGUGUAUCUGAAAUGGAAUAUUCAAAAGGAAGAGUAGUUUAAAGCUUCAGAGAGGGGUAGUAUUUUCCCAAACAUUUCUAAAACGCCUCUAGGUCUUUGGUAGAAUUGAAUCCUCAAAAUGGCGCAGAAUUUGGCCGUAGAUUUGAUAUUGAGGACCUUGAUGAGUUCCCCUGAGUUCAGGGAAUCGGAAAACAAAAACUGGGAGGGAGUAGCCAAGCUUAUUCCUGGAAGCACUGCACAACAGUGUGCCAAGAGAUGGACAGAAAUCCAGCAGACCUCAACAGUUACUGCAGCUUUGUCGCAUUCUUCUUCAGACUCUAGACACCUCUCCAGAUUAUUAAAUUCUGUUUUGCAUUUUUCUGAUGGAAAAGAAUUAGCAAAUGAGACUGUGCCAAAGGACAUAGUAAGGAACAAUGCAGAAUCAGCUUCAGUUAAAACCCACAGCUCUCUAAGUCAAAAACUUCAAACCAAUAUGGAAGCAGGACUUAACAAAAGGUUAUCAGAGGCAACAUUCUAUGUAGAAAGUAGUGAAGAAUCAUUGUCAAAGCAGAGAUCUGUUCCUAAACGUCAACCUUCAAGAUCAGCCUCGUCACAAGCUUCUAAUCUGGAGCCAUUACUGGGGCCUAACAUGGUAAUCCACGUGUGUGAUGAAAGUAAAAAUUUAAAACAAGACUUCACAUGUCCAAGGGAUCUGUUGAUAAGCGAAAUGAAAUACUUUGCUGAGUAUUUAUCAGUAGAAGCCCAACGAUGGGAGGAGGUCGACAUUUCUGUGCAUUGUGAUGUGCAGAUCUUUGAUUGGCUGAUGAACUAUGUCAAAAGACGAAUUGUUGAUAAGAGCAAGUUGAGGACUGAGGAAAAGAAACCAAAACUUGAACCAAACAAUGUUAUAUCCAUCUUGAUAUCUUCGGACUUCCUAAAGAUGGAUGCCCUGGUAACGGAGUGUAUCCGCUACUGUCAUCAGAAUAUGUCAGCCAUUGUGGCCACGCCCUGUAACAUGAACUGUAUUAAUGACAAGUUGGUCACCAGAAUGGCAAAGCUGUUUAAUCAUAAUGAGUUAGAAGCAAUUAAAGAUCGGAAAGACAAGUUUAAAAGCAAACUGUUUUGCAAGAAAAUUGAAGAACUGUUUGAUCCAAGGUUCUCAUCAAGUUCCACAGCAAAUGCCAGCACCCUUUUCAGAUGCAUCGCUUGCGGAAGGCUUCUAACGGCCGAAUCCCAAGGAAAACUACGAUGUGUUCCUAACAGAAUGAUGGUGAAUCAUAGAGGAAAAGUGUCUUACGUCCAUUCACGGGACUUUACCUGGGAUGUGAAUGACUACCUUCUUGGAUUACGAGAUGAGGUAAAAUCUUGGAAAGAAGUUUACUGGAGAUUAUGGGGUACGGUGAACGUCCUUUAUUGUCACCGCUGUGGUAACUAUUUCCAGUGCUCAGAAUUGGGUCAUUGUAGUUAUCAUCCGAUGACUGUGGAUUUUGGAAACUUGGAGUGUGCAGCGACCAAAAUAGUUGGGGUAUAUCCCUGCUGUCAGCAACGCGUAUUGCAUUUUGACCCGUCCCUAGAAGGCAUUGGUUGCUGUGUGCGCGAUCACAAACCAACGUUAAAUAAACCAGUUUCGACAACAACGGAGAACGUAGACAGCUCAGCUGAAUCGAGCGAUAACAAGAAAGACGACGACGUAAAAGCAGAAAAUAGCGAGGAAAAUGCACAGAAAGAUAAUGAAAAAGGAGAGUCAUCUCAACCAGAGAAAGAAAAGUCAACAGAGGAGGAAAAGACCACUGAACAAGAACACGAUGUAGUGGCCUCUGGAAAGUUACCUUUGGAUGAAAAUUCAUUUUCUAACGAGGAGCCACCCAUCACCAACAUUCCAACUGUUGUGGAAGAUAUGUUUGCACAUAGGAACGCUAUCUGUUUACCAUUCCGCAGAUUAUCAAGUGCGAGGUCUUCCGAAUUGAAUGUGUUUGGUGCGGAGGAGUUAGCUUUAGCAAACAUGAAUAUCAGGGACCUGGAGAGCAGUACGAGCGCUCUAUCAGACAUGAUAGACCCAAGUGAACGAAAAGUUUUAGAAUUUCCUACGUACCUACCUUCCAUAAGGCGAAGCCGAAGUCGAUUGGUCCAUCGCAGCUCUUUUCGAAGAAUGAAGCUGCAGGCCGGGAACAAAGAUGACGACUAUGAUCUGGGAGAAGAUGAGGAUCAACCAGAGUCAGAGGACAAUGAUAUGGAACAAAAACUCUCAGUAUCUCGGGAAAAACUACGACCUCCGCGGAAAGUCACCUCUGCGUCCAGAAAAGAUUUCAGUACGUUUAAAAGUUAUAAGUGGGACCCACAACGAUCUGUGCGAUGGAACCAGGAUGCACAGCGUGAAGAAGAUCAAAAGCGCAUGACAGAGUUGGUGUCCUAUUUGGCACGACAGCGGGCUCACACGCCACAAGAGAAAAACGAUAACAAACAAAAACCAAAAGAAUUUGUGGGAGGUAUUUUCUCCAAGCUGGACAUUCAGUUUCGUGCAUCACAGCAGGCCGUUUUAUCAAAGACACAGUCCAGCGGGCCACAAACAGGAUCCAGUCAAAGAAUUCGAAAGAUUCAACUGAAAGUAACCACUUGAUGCCAUGGAAAAUGAAAUACAAUUUGAAAGGCAAUUUAAUUUAUUCUUCGUCGCUUGUAGUAAUGUUCAAGUUUAGUCAUAUUUUUAAUGACUACACGUUUUGUAGAGAAUGUGUAUAAUAAAAGCUUUUCUUUAUUUUC
This is a messenger RNA of Stylophora pistillata, 2829 nucleotides long. Its product is annotated as SANT and BTB domain regulator of class switch recombination. The record is from RefSeq and is a predicted model, not a curated record. Lineage: Eukaryota; Metazoa; Cnidaria; Anthozoa; Scleractinia; Pocilloporidae.